ACCAUCGGUCCCUAAGAAAACUGAGCAGCAUGGUCCAGACCACGAGAUCCAGGUAAAGUCAGUUUACGCAACGCUUCCGUACGCGAACCACACACGUCCAACAAUUCCUCUCAGUCCCAGUGAUCGUUUCACUCAUCAAACAUGAUACCCUGGAUCUGAACUUUCGCCUGGAAAUGAGAUGACGACAAAUCUCCGGUUCUAGUGCUAUUUCAAUCAUCAACGAGGACAUUUCUGAAACAGAAAAAUGACUGCUUAUACGAGUUUCCAAUACGACCUGUUGGACUCCGAGGGUUACGGCUCGGCUAGCAGCCCUGAGUCGAAUCCGCGGGGCUGGACUCUCCAUCAGGAGGUCUACCCUCAGCCGCCGCGGUCCCGGGGCAGUAGCUGCGGCAGCGUCAGCUCUUUGGAUUGUCAGAAUCGCGAGUACCAAGAGAUCGGAGCCAGCAACGGGAAUUACCACGUGCCUGGUUUCAACUUCUGCGAGUUCUACGAGGGCUACUAUCAAGAAAAGACGAAGGACCACCAGGGAAAAGCUGGGUUCAGGACGAACGAUUGCCUGGAGAACGUCUACGAUGUUAGGAACGAUUACUCUAAGAACACAGAACCCAAAAUGGACCAGAGUCUGUUCGGCAAGUACGAAUUCCAGGGCCAGGAGUUCUACGGGAAGACUUACGGCAUCCCUAAAGGUGACAGUUUUUUGGCUAGGAGCAACGGCGGUCCCUACGCUCAGCAGAGAAGCGAGCUUCUUUAUUUGGGCGUGCAGGGAGUUCAGCCACAGGGCAAGUGCGACGCCGUGAGAUAUAAAAAAGACUCGGUCGAGUACGGGCAGAAGAAGGAAUCGAUGCAAAAGAUGAAGAACGGCGCGCCGGGCGUUGAGGUCCUCAGGAAGAGAAGGUUGGCGGCGAACGCGCGCGAGAGACGAAGGAUGAACAGUCUUAACGACGCGUUCGACAGGCUCAGGGACGUCGUGCCUAGUCUUGGCAACGACAGGAAGCUCAGCAAGUUCGAGACUUUGCAAAUGGCACAGACUUACAUCGCAGCGUUGUACGAAUUGCUGCAAAGGGAGUGAAUCUCUUCUCAUCAAGAGGACGGAUUUUCUCAUGAACACCAAGGAAUGUCGGUACGUAGGAAAAAAUCCGUGUUUUCCUCAGCGCCCGCAUUUCUCGAAUCACACCGAUAGAUAGUUUAAUUAGUAAUAAUUACGGCGUGCGUGGUGCUAAUGCUUCUUCCUCGUCCGGCCUUGUUCCCGGAUUCCGGCAGAUUUUUCGCAAGAUCGCGCCGCGAUAUCGAACCCUGAUACGAACCCAGAGUGUGAUGAACUCAGUUCAACGGAACGAGUGCUUGAUUAACUGCGAUUACGCUCAGAAAAUCAUCUGUCGAAUAAAAUCUCUGUUACGGUUGUAAAUAGUAGAAUCGUCGCACGGUUUCAAAUGUGUACAUACAAAGUUAGAAGCGCAUAAAUUAUAACAAUUCUGUACAUAAUCCAUUGUAAAUAGACAAACACACGACGCUCGACAUUUAGCGUAUAUAGAAUUGGAUAAUAAAAAUAAUUUCAUCUCUGCGAAUAUUCGCCAAAGAACGUAGACGUUAAGAGGAGAUUCGAAAACAAUCUAACGCAUUUAUCGGCUUUCUCGUUUCAAAAGAAUACGUGUCACUCUUGCUUGGCUCCAAUUUCGUGUAUCGCUGAAUGUAUAUAAGUUUUAUUUUUUUACUUUGAAUAAAAUCGACAGGAAGCUCGUGAUAAUAAUAAUAAUAAUCAUGCCUAUCAUUGAACCGUCGGACUUCCUUUCGUCGUUACGAAAUUUUGAGGAAAAGCAAGGACACGUUCGAGAGGAGCAAUUAGAGAUAUGCAAAAAUGAACGGACGGUCACCAGCGAGGGGGGGACCUUUGGGGGCCUCCACUUAGCAGUCAAUCACAAUUAAAUACAAUUUUGCGCGAGCUUCGGGCUCCGGUAAUGGCGCAAAAAGAGAGCAAAUUGAAAUCUCCUAGCUGACAGAAUGAUAGAUGGUGCCGGCCGGACGCGAAAACACCGGUAAAGAAAGAGAACGACCACGAUGAGAGUCGCCAAGGAACUCUGAGAAAGCCGAUUCGAAUCGUGACGAAAACGCAAAAGUCAACCCGCUACCCCCGAUUUCUCCCGCCGCCGUUCAUCGAACGCACCUAAUACCGUCUCGAUGAAAUCAUUAUCAUCCAAUCGAUUUCCAAUAAAAUUACACCAGCUGAGUUCGCAAUUUUUAAGAGAAACUUCUUAAAUUCUUGAAUAAAAUCUAGCAUGAAUUCGCUCAAUUAAGCCAUGAAUUAAUAUAGCAAAUCUGUUUGCCCUUCCUUAUAUAACUUGAUAGAAAUUGAUGCGAUUCCAGAGAGAGAGAGAGAUAUCGAUAAUGUGUUUAUGCACACGAUUUGAAUGUACGUUAAAGUCUAGUAGAAACCCGGACGGACUCGAUUCCCGUAACGCCAGGCGAGUUUUGCUGUUGACCGUGGAAAAAGGAGGAUUCGCCAUGCUGGGUUUUGUCUGCGCUCGCAGUAAAUGUAGUGGACACCAUGGAAAAAGCGUGUCACCCAAAGAAACGGUGUGCCACUCGUAGCGACCCUUAUCAUAAUUGAUUCGUUCGCCAAUUCCUCGGCCUCUUAAUGCGUCUAACGUUUAAUCCUGAUAAGACCUAAUA
Ceratina calcarata is the source of this 2667-nucleotide messenger RNA. Its product is annotated as protein dimmed. The record is from RefSeq and is a predicted model, not a curated record. The transcript has a single exon. Gene Ontology annotation, biological process: sensory organ development; positive regulation of transcription by RNA polymerase II; axon development. NCBI's taxonomy places the organism in Eukaryota, Metazoa, Arthropoda, Insecta, Hymenoptera, Apidae. Gene Ontology annotation, molecular function: DNA-binding transcription factor activity, RNA polymerase II-specific; E-box binding; protein dimerization activity. The coding region runs from base 245 to 1069 and encodes 274 amino acids. Gene Ontology annotation, cellular component: nucleus.